Molecule: messenger RNA, 1344 nt
Organism: Vicia faba (fava bean)
Lineage: Eukaryota; Viridiplantae; Streptophyta; Magnoliopsida; Fabales; Fabaceae
Source: the annotation of a GenBank genome assembly
AUGAUGAGACCAAUCACAAGGAAGAAGGUGCGUGCGAAUGAAAGAGUAAACAGAAAUCAAGGAAAACCAGAUCUCAUAAGUACACUACCAGAUGGCGUUUUAUCUUCCAUCCUCUCUUCUCUUUCCAUCGAUGAAGCUGUGAGAAGCAGCAUCCUUUCAAAGAGAUGGAUACCUUUAUGGAAGUAUGCUCCACACCUUGACUUUGAUGGCACUCGCAUGAUGAAAUCAUUUGUUAAUGCAACGGGUAAAGAUGCUCGAGAAUAUGGUAAGCUUGUUAAUUCCAUAUUACAUCAUCAUCUUGGUGAUUUGAUUAGUUGUCGAUUUAUACAUUUGCCUAAAAAUCUUAUUGUUGGGGAUGUGAAAGGAUGGAUUGAGUAUGUGAUGGAGAAAAACAAAAAGAUGACUCAUUUGAGUCUAGAAUGUUGGAGUUCAAUUUGUUGCUAUGAUAUAAAAGAUAUGAAACCUAAUUUUCGAUCUAAGAUAUUUUCGGUCUUGUGUUCAUUGGAAUUAACAAACUAUGUUCUAGCGAGAUCAGUUUUAUCUGCGUUUGAAAGUUGUGAAAAUUUGAAGAUCUUGAAAUUGAAGAAGAUGAAAAUGAAGAACGAAACCAUCAAUGGAAUUUUGAAAAAAUGUUUGGGUUUAGAAAAGUUUAGUCUUAUUGGUUCAAUCGGAUUCGAUAUACUCAAAAUUAAAAGCCCUGGUCUUAAGUUUUUGGAGCUUAAGAAGUUAAGGGUCAAAGAGAUAGAAGUUUAUGCCGAGGACCUUCAAGUUGUUGUGAUUGAUUCUCUAGUUUGCCCAGGAAAAUGUCUUAAAAUUUAUUCUCAAAAUCUUAGGACAUUUUCAUCUUCAUAUGAUCAAACCACACAAAUGAGUCUGAAAACUCAUGAAAUUCUUGAAAAUUGCAGUGAUCUUUUUGAAUAUCAAAUGACCAACAUUUUUCUAUUUCUAUUGACUUUGUCAAUUGAAUUGAAUUUGAAUAAUCUUAGAGAAGUUUUGCCCCUUUCAUACAUACUAAGGUCAUGUAUCCAUCUCAAAACUCUUGAAAUUACUAUACCGAUAGUUGAAGCUUUUGAAGAUUGUGAACUACCGUAUCCUAAGUCAAUUUUUUGGGAAAGACAACAAAUGUAUAACUGUAUCAAUCACAAGAUAAAAUUUGUAACAAUGAGAGGAUUUACAGGAAAAGUGCAAGAAGUGAAAUUUUUGAAACAUUUAAUUACAAGAGCAUGUGUUAUGGAAAAGAUCAAUGUGAUUUGUGAUUCAAGGUUUGUUGAUGAGGCAAAUGAUCUAUUAUCACUACCAAGAGCUUCACCUUACCUGUCAAUCAUAGUGAAGUCUAAAACCUGA